GCAAGAACUCGCCUGGAGGAGGAGGGGCAGGAGAGAGGAAGAUUGUUGCAGCAUCGAGGGCUCUAGGAUCUCCCCUGCAUACAUGCCAAGCACACGCACACACACAUCAACACACGUGUCAUCCAGCCCAAGGGUCCCUGUCUCUAUUCCUCAAUAAAGAUAACUACUACCCCGAGGCACAUGAUGGGAGCUCCCACAGAACUGGUUUUCAUCUCAAUAGCCAUCAUCACCUUUACGGGGCGGUGCCUGGCACACAGUGCCAUAAGGAACUAUGGGCCAAUCUUUGAAGAUCAACCAGUCAACACCCUCUUUCCUGAAGGCUCAACAGAAGAGAAGAUAACUUUGGCUUGUCGAGCAAGAGCCAGCCCUCCUGCAACUUACAGAUGGAAGAUGAAUGGCACAGAAAUGAAGAUGGAGCCGGAUACUCGUUACAGGCUGGUUGGGGGCAACUUGGAGAUAAGCACCCCAGUCAAAGCCAAGGACGCUGGGUCUUACCAGUGCCUGGCAUCUAACCCCAUGGGCACGGUUGUGAGCCGAGAAGCCUACGUCCGCUUUGGCUUUUUGCAGGAAUUCUCCACAGAAGAGCGAGACCCCGUGAAGAUUACAGAGGGCUGGGGGACAAUGUUCACCUGCAGCCCCCCUCCACAUUACCCAGGCCUGUCCUAUCGAUGGCUCCUGAAUGAGUUUCCCAACUUCAUCCCAGCAGAUGGAAGGCACUUUGUCUCCCAGAUGACAGGAAACCUUUACAUUGCCAAGACAGAGGCAUCAGACCUGGGCAACUACUCCUGCUUUGCCACAAGCCACAUCAAUUUCAUCAGGAAGAGUGUCUUCAGCAAGUUUGCCAGACUCACCCUUAUUGCGGAAGCAGAUGCCAGACAGUAUGCACCCAGCAUUAAAGCCAAGUUUCCUGCCGACACCUAUGCCCUGGCUGGGCAACUAUUGACUCUCGAGUGUUUCGCCUUUGGAAACCCCGUCCCUCGGAUAAAGUGGCGAAAGGUGAACAGCUCACAGUCUUCCAAAUGGAUCUCCAAUGAGCCCCUCCUGCAGAUCCAAAACGUUGACUUUGAAGAUGAAGGCACUUACGAGUGUGAGGCUGAAAAUGCUAAGGGAAGAGACACCUACCAGGGCCGCAUUAUUAUUCAGGCUCAGCCGGAGUGGCUGAAGGUGAUCACAGACACAGAAGCAGACAUUGGAUCUGACCUACGCUGGAGCUGUGCAGCAGCUGGCAAGCCACGGCCUACGAUCAGAUGGCUCCGGAAUGGGCAGCCGUUAACCUCUCAGAACCGCAUCGAAGUGAGCAGCGGAGAGCUGAGACUUUCCAAGCUAGCCCUGGAAGACUCUGGCAUGUAUCAGUGUGUAGCUGAGAACAAACACGGCACAGUGUAUGCAAGUGCUGAAUUAACAGUGCAAGCCUUAGCGCCAGAUUUUCGGCUAAACCCCGUGAAGCGGUUGAUACCAGCAGCCCGAGGUGGGGAGGUCAUCAUCCCGUGCCAGCCAAGAGCAGCACCAAAGUCCAUCGUGCUCUGGACCAAAGGAACUGAACUCCUGAUCAACAGCAGCAGGGUGACUAUUACCCCAGAUGGCACCUUGAUCCUCCGGAAUAUCAGCAAAUCUGAUGAGGGGAAGUAUACCUGCUUUGCUGAGAAUUUCAUGGGAAAAGCCAACAGCACAGGAAUCCUCUCAGUUCGAGAUGCCACUAAAAUCACCCUGGCACCAUCUAGUGCGGACAUCAACUUAGGCGAAAACAUUACCCUGCAGUGCCAUGCCUCCCAUGACCCAACUAUGGACCUAACCUUCACCUGGUCCCUGGAGGACUUCCCCAUUGACUUUGACAGGUCUGAAGGGCACUACAUGAGAGCUAGCAGGAAAGAGGCUAUUGGGGACCUCGCCAUCCUGAAUACUCAGCUGAGGCACUCCGGGCGGUACACAUGCACAGCCCAGACCGUUGUGGACAGCGUAUCUGAGUCAGCCAUGCUGGUUGUAAGAGGACCUCCGGGGCCCCCUGGGGGCGUGGUGGUGGUGGACAUCAGCGACACUACCAUCCAGCUGAGCUGGAGCCGUGGCUUCGAUAACCACAGUCCUAUUGCCAAAUACACCAUCCAGGCCCGCACCCUACUCUCCAACAAAUGGAAGCAAGUGCGCACCAAUCCUGCAAAUAUUGAGGGCAACACGGAGACAGCCCAGGUGGUGAAUCUCAUCCCCUGGAUGGACUACGAAUUCCGGGUCCUAGCCAGCAACAUCCUUGGAGCUGGGGAUCCUAGUGGGCCCUCCACCAAAAUCCGCACCAAAGAAGCUGCCCCUACUGUGGCGCCAUCUGGGCUCAGUGGAGGAGGAGGGGCCCCCGGUGAGCUCAUCAUCAACUGGACGCCAAUGCUGCGGGAGUACCAGAACGGGGAUGGCUUUGGAUACAUCCUGUCGUUCCGCAAGCAAGGCACCCAGGCGUGGAAGACUGCACAGGUGCCCCACCCAGAAUCCCUGCACUACGUUUACCGCAACGACAGCAUCAGGCCCUACACCCCAUUUGAAGUGAAAAUCAAAGCAUACAACAGGAAGGGGGAGGGACCGGAGAGCCUGACUGCCAUUGUGUACUCUGCAGAGGAAGAACCAAAAGUGGCUCCCUCCAGGGUUACAGCCAAGGUCAUUUUGUCCUCGGAAAUGGAUGUGUCAUGGGAGCCGGUUGAACAGGGAGACACAAAUGGAGUCCUUCUGGGCUACGAGAUCCGAUACUGGAAGGAUGGCGAUAAAGAGGCAGCAGCAGACAGAGUGAGGACAGCAGGUCUUGUCACCUCAGCUCACGUGACAGGCCUGAACCCCAACACAAAGUACCACGUGACAGUCAGAGCUUACAACCGGGCUGGAACGGGGCCAGCCAGUCCCUCUACCAACAUCACAACAACAAAGCCACCCCCAAAGAGGCCACCUGGUAACAUCUCCUGGUCAUUUUCCGGCUCCAGUGUCAGGGUCAAGUGGGACCCUGUUGUUGCAAAGGCGAACGAGUCCACUGUUACUGGGUACAAGAUGCUCUACCGGCAGGACUCGCACUCCACUCCCACACUGUACCUGGCCAGCAAGAACCAGAUUGAGAUCCCAGUUCCUGAAGACUCCACUCACGCUCUGGUGCAGAUUAGGGCAACGGGGCCAGGAGGAGAUGGAGUCCCAGCAGAGGUUCACAUCCUCAGAAAUGGCGGCACAAGUAUGAUGGUGGAAAAUUCGUCAGCCAAUCCAGCACCGCAUACUGUCAUUAUUAUGAUUAACUCUCUAGUAAUGUUGGCUCUGAUUGGCUACUUGGAGCUCUGAUGCUGGCCAAUCCAAUUGAGGAUCACUGGACAAUUCCUCCUAAGCCUGCGUGGAACUAUUCGACAUUUGGCCAUUGCAACUACAAGUUUGUGCCACAACAGCGCUACAAAAAAGGGGGUUGUCAAAAUCAACGUAAAGGGGGAAAAAACAAAAGAAACACCCAUUUUUUUUUAGAAAAUAGAACAUUUCAUACAAGACCUGGGUCUUUAACCAAUCCAAGAUUUUUUUAAAAGAAAAAAAAACAAAACACAAAGAGGAAGAAUUCUGUGUGAAUUCUGAGAGCCAGCUGUCUUAUGUACUUUUUCCAGUAGGUUUAUUGCCUUAUGAAGCCAUGUACGAAAAUAACCAGACUGCUAAACUAGACUUUUUUUUUUUAAAUAUGUACAUUAGCUUUUGAGGGGAAGGAUUUCAAUGUUAUCAGCAUGCUCCAUAUCAUCCCCACAGCCACCUCUGAACUGACAGCUCUGGUGUUCAAAGAUAAGGGCGAAUAUUAUUGGAGGAGCUUUUCCCAGAUCCUGAGCCAAAUCAGCUAUUUUGCAGCAACCAUCUCAAGGAGAAAAAGCAUCAAGAGAAAGGAAUCUCUGUGCCCUGCCCUAUCCUGAAGGAGAGGGAAGAGCUUAGUAUUUAGGUAGUAAAAAAGAAAGAUAAUAGAUCAUAGGUGAAGUGGAAAUUGUUUUAAUUGCCUCUUACUGGCAAUGCUGGGGCUGACUUGCAAUCCUGUACAACAGGUCACCCUGGCUGUUAUGUUAAGAGGUGCAACCUUCAGUAUUACCCACAUCCUGGGAUUGUUUUGUUGUUGCUGUUUUCCCUUUGGGUGUUUGUUUGUUUUAACACACACUUUUCUCGAAUCUCAAAUUUGGGGAGAUAGAUCCAGCCUAUUAAAGCGAUUUCAGAGGAAUUCAUCUUCAGCUCACAGAGUAGAAUCUUAAAGGGGGCAUGAUUCCCAUCUAGCCGAAUAUUAGCCAUGCCCCACAGUUAUGAGAUCAAGGUCUAACCAGUGAGUGAGCCUGGCUUUUCACAUGCAGGAUGCACACAGCCAGCUAAUGGAGGGAUGCUCAUGUGAUGGGAUGCUCAGCUGUUUCAGCAACCAGUCUGGCUGAGAAAAGUUGGUUGCUUUGCAAAAUUUGUAAUGCCAGAAGUUUGACGGUGAAAAGAUUGCAUGUUCAGAGUAAUCCAUAACCUGAUUCGCUGCGCUCUCUGGUGUUUCCCAGGCUGUCUUCGGGGAUACUUGCCCAUAUAUUCUUUCUUCAUAACUGACGGUAUUGCUUACCUGACCAACCUUAUUCUAUAAUUACCUAACCAGGAGAUUACAUUUGCCACACCAUGCAAUGGGAAGAAGGAGAACUGAAAUACAGUUUCUAUGCUAGGAACCCAGUUCCUUGUCCUCUUCAGUUUUGCUGAGAAUGAACCAAUGAGGCUAGUUGAGGAAUCUUGUUAUGAUCUUUGUCAUGCACGCAUGCCUUCCUGCAAUAACUGUACGGAACUGAUCCAUGAUGGGCCUGCAGAUUUCAGUGCUGGGAUCUCUCUGGAGGGAGUAACAGCACCAUAUCAGCAUUAGAAGCAAUUCCUUCCUCUUACCUGCUAAAUUCUUCACAAAACUUACUAGACAAAAUUCUGUUAAAACUUUACAAGAACGUAAGGGGUUUCGGAAUAGCUACUACCAAUGGUAUAAGGGUAUUCGAAUUCCAACUACAUGCUGUAAAGGGACUCUGGCAUCCCAGCUGCCAGCAUCAUUGAGCCUACUGCUUCUCAGAAGGCUACGAAUCUUCAUAAAAUGCCUCUUAGAGGCACUAGCACUGCAAGGAUCCCAUGAGAUUAGAAAGUCAUUAUCUAUGGUGAGCAAAUACUACACUUGACUUAUAAGAUGGUAGGGUAUACCACGUACUGUCCUCUCAAUGCAUAAGGGUUUAUACAGGUCAAUACCCCAAGUAUUAAGAUCAGAAGACACACCUGGUUUAAGGGCAGAUGUUCAAAGGCACAAUGGGAAUUAGGAGCCCAACAGACUUUGGUGCCUUUGAACAUCUCCCCCUUAAAAUCUAAAGCCUGACCCUGCCACUAUUGGUGUAUCCAGAUCUGCCACCGAAGUUAAGGGGAGUUUUUAGUGUGGAUUUGAAGUGAAGUAAAUUUGCACAAAUAUAUGGGGCCAGAGCCUGAGCUUGUGUAAACUGGCAUUGCUCCAUAGACUCCAAAGGUCUUCUAAUUUGGAGUAGCUGAGGCCCAAUCCAGCCCAUUGGAUCUGUAUCCACAGCUCUUGUUCAGACAAAGGAAUUUUGUCCAUGAGUAAGGACUGAAGGGUCGGGCUCAUGUCUUUAAAGGCAGCAUAUUUUGUACAGACUGGGGAAGUGAAAUGAAUAUCCAGCAUCUAGGGCCCAGUUCUGAGUAUCCACACUUUCCUUGGACUCUCAGGAUCAAACCACUGCUAAAGAAUGUUUCACAGAAUGAUUGUAAAAACUUAGGGGCCUGGGGAAGGUUAUAAGACUCCAGGUCAUUUCCUUCUGGAUUUGUAGCAAAAAUGAUUUAUCUUGAAGAUUGCUAGCUGGAUUUCCUCCCCUCUCCCCCCAUCCUAGCUGGUUCAUAAACUAUGCAGAUGGUGUCCAGAGACUAGGGUCUACAUUCUGUCUGGUCCUCACAGGAUUGUGCAGUGAGGAUGGAAGGGGGCUGGUAAGGAGAGGAGGGACCAAAUAGCCCCUGCCCUUCUCUACACAGUCUGUGUAAGGUUUUGCCAGAAUUGCAACCCUUGAGCUAGAGGGAACCCAAGCACUGCUACUGUUAUCGUUCCUCCAGGGACCAGAUGUGCUAUUCUCUCAAAAGGGGGCAAGAAGGGAUGGAAAGUAGUACAGCGGCAGGUCAACUGGGGAGUAUGCCGCAGCCCUUAAAUUGAUCUACAAAGGGCAAUUAGGGGGCUCCAGGAGAUAUUCUGUUUCCAGUGCUCCCCAUGGGGUGAUGUGGGCUGUGUCUAAAUACCACAGUCACCCACAGUGUCAUAGAGGGGUCAGGGAUGGCCUGCACUAGCUAAUCAUUUUUAAAGCUAUUGUGUGUCCUGGGUCUUACUGUGCAUUAGGAGCUUAGGUGCGUAAAUCCCUGCCCAUGUAAAGGAGUUAUUCCCAGCAGCAUAUACUAGGGAGAUCCCAAUAUAAUUGCAUAGCAUCUGUCCUACUCACCAUUACAACAUGCUUUCUGGCAAAAGGGGAAGUACACCAGUGGAAUCUCUACAUGAGAAGCCACGCACCGAGAUAAAGAAUGGUGUUAAUAUAUUUGACAAAUGAGAGAAAAAUAUGGAGAGGUGGAGGAGAGAGGAAAAACCCAGUGGCAUGGAAAAUUGCUGAACAGUUAGAAUGAGAGACCAGACAAGAGAUGGAGAACUUCUCCUCUCUUGGUUUUCCCUACAAAUACAUCACAGAGAAACCAAGUGAAGGGCAGUGAGUCAUACCAGUAAUAUAGGAGAAAUGACAUACACAGAGUAGAGGGAGCUGAUCUUGAGUCUUGCCAUCACUAAAAAAUGUGCAUUUUUUUACCUUGGGGUGACUAACACUCCUGAGCUAUUCCAAGGUAAAAACACAGUGGAGACAAGGCAUUUAGAAUUACCAUGAGGUAAACAUGAGAGGUCAGCCCCUGAAAGGGGUACAGGGCUACUCACCAUACGGUAAAACUGAAGUGUUUUUACAUUGGAAUAGCUUAUGCAUGCCAGUUAUCCCAUGGUAAUCAAUGUACCUUUUCUAGCAGUGAAAACAAGGCCAUAGUCUCACCGGGAUCCGUGCUCAUCACUGCCUCGGUUUAAUUAUGCAGCUUGAAUUUCUGCACCAUAAUCUAUUUAGCAAUGAAUUACCUUCUGGUUCCCCCUAGUGGAUUGUUACAGUGUUUAUGAAUGACAGUUAUUGUCUAAAUAUAAAUUAUUAUAUCUAUAUUUUUGUACAUUUUAUGUUUAAAAAUCUGAACCUAUUUUAUUGAUGUGUUUCUUUUGCUUUUGUUUUGCAAAUUAUUUUGUGUUGUUAAUAAUGCCUCACUUUUGUUAUCUUGUAUCACGGUUUUGCUGGGUCUUCAUCCUUUGUCCCAGUGGAGCUGGGGUAAAGGGGAAUUUAGGAAUAAAACCUUGCUUGAAAGCUUAGAGAUUUGGAGCUGGAUCAGUCCUGAUGCUCAAUCAACCACCUGGUCAGGAGGAAAUACCACAGAAUUACUUACAGCCACGGUAACAACUGUGAUACUUAGCUCAAACAUGGCAUUAUGUAGCUUCAAAUGUGAACUAACAAUCCUUGCACCAGUGCUGCUGGAGUAGAUAAAUAUUAAUCCUACUUUACAGAUGGAGACUGGGGCAGAGGGGUUAAAUAACCAGCCAAGAGAGUCCACGGUGAGUUGAGAUUAGAAUUCAGGAGUUCUAGGCUCCCAUGUCUCAAGAGGCUGAUGCUGAGAGUUCUCAGCACCUUGCAGGACUGGCCUGUGAGCUAUUUCCAUUGCAUUUAAACUGGCUGUUGCACCUCCGGGGAAGAGGAAAGUGGCCUAAAAUCCAAGGGCACCAAGAGGGCUGAGAUGUCUGCAUCCCCCUGGCUACUUUAGAGUAGCUAAACUAAAGCAUGUGACAGUAGGUAUCUGUAUAGGAUGUGAAUGUGUUUUAUUGACUACAUUUUAGGCUGAGAGGUGCUCUCACUGGUGAACAGCGUUAAGCUAGUUACUCCAAGGGAGUUAAACUGAGGUUCAGCAUCUUUGUCCUGUUCUGAUGGAGACUUAUUUAAAUGGCAAUUGUAUCUAGACAUGGUCCCAAACAAGUGCUUGCAAACGCCCGUCUGUACCUGCAGCUGUGCCAAUUUUAGUGAAUUUUAUGGCCUUAGGAAAAUAAGGGACUUGAUACUCCUGGUCAGAGACAAAGUAUCCAAGUGUAACAGGAUCUAGAGAAUGAAAAUGUAUAGCUUGGAGAUACCCAUGGAUUUUAAAUAGUAGCAACUCCUAGCAUUUUCCAUGGGGGUUAAUGCAUUUUUCCAUACAUUUUUGUUAAACUGUAUCACAGGCACAUUUUAUGCAACAUGACAAAUUAUUUGAACUGGAUUUCAAAUGUUACAAACUGACCAGUUUUCGUGGGUGUGGCUCUAGAUUCUAAAUAGAGGGAAUACAUUCUAAAAUACAGUGGGUAAAAAUUAUAAAUGAACCUAAGUUCCCCUGAUAAUCAAUUGUCCUCAAUUUUAAUUCAUUAAGGUCCGCACAGUCCUUUAAAAAUGUAAAGUGCUAUAUUAAUUAAGUAUUCUUCUUAAGCAUGAUUUUUUUAAUAAUUUUGUAAUAUCUUAAGUAUAUGUAAGACUGUACUGUACACACUAAUAGAAACGUGUGAUCCAUUGGCCAGGUCAGAGGACUUGGAGCAAGGAACUCCCAAGGUCUAAUCCUUGUUCCAACGUUGUGUCCAUCUGUAGCGCUGAGCAAGUCACUUCACCUUUCUGUGCAUCAGUUGUGGGAUAAUUAAAAAACUUACCUACAGCACAGGUGAUUCAUUAGUGUACAUUUGCAAAGUAUUUUGCAGAUUGAAAACACAAUACGUUGUGACUGCUACAUCUUAUCUAUGGAUUUUUAAAUCAAUGAGUAUUUUCUCCCUUGCAGUUUCUUUCCAUUGGUUUGGUGGUGGUGGUUGGGGGGGUUGUUCCCUAUUGAUAUCAAAAAGGGAAGUGGCAGAGAGGGAGAGGAAGCGAAUGGUUUAAAGAGCGGCGGAGCAGCAAGAUGUCACUGAAAUAGUGUGGAUGAAAGUAGAAGCAGAGUGGGGGAAGAAAAAUGGCCUUUUUGCAUUCAGCUAGGAGAAGGGCCAAUUUCAGGCUCAGAGAGUUAGCUAGCACAUAGUAGAAGCCUACUGUGGAUAAAGUCGUUCCAGUUUUAGUACAACCUGUUGCCAUGUGUUAAAACUACAACUGCUUCAUCUACACUAGGAGUUCACCACAUAUUAGUUAUUGGCAGUUAGCUAACAUCUAGUAAUAAACCCACACCAUUUUUUCCUAGUGAAGACAAGGCCAAAGCAGCACCGGUGGAUAUUCAAACAGGGUCUAAUGAUGUGAAACAACUGGCUUAGCCAGAGCCCUUAAAAGGGAGGAAAGGAACAAAGAGUGUGUGAAAUUGGACAGGGCUGCCUCAGGCUGUCAAGGGUGGGGUUCAAGGAAGAGAUGUUCAAAGCCAGGAGAGAAAAACAACUUGGCUUCAAAGUAGUUUAAAUGAAUGUGUUGACUUAAUACCCAGGCAUUAAGCUGCAAACCAAUUUCCUGCCUCAUUAGGAAUUGCUUGCAUUUAAUUGGCAUGGGUGUGUGAUUUAGGGAUUAAUGCAGGGGACUAGGCAUCAGGAUUUCUGGGUUCUGUUACAGCAGUGGCACCAGCUCUAUGAGAAAAGUCACUUUGCUGAGUCUGUUUUAUUCAUCUAUAGUAAUACCUACCUCACAGGGGAGUUGUGUGCUUCAGUAACAGGUGUGAAGUUCUCCGAUAUCGUCAAGUGACACAGGUUACACAGCAGUGACUUGCUGAUAUUUUAAAUUAGGUAACAGGAUAUAAUCUUCCAACUGAUACUAUACAAUUUUCAACACCAAGCAUUAGGCUUCCAAUUAUGUCCUCUGGCCAAAAUUCUGCACACCAGUUCAUGGGUGUAAACCUGGAGUACUUCAGUGGAACCAAUUCACAUUUACAGCAAUGAAACAGAAGAACGAGUCCCUCUGUGGUUUUGUACUGGAUGGGAGAUGGUUUUGUACCUUGCCUAGGGAAUCAUUUGGAUAGCACUCGAAUCACACUCUGCUAAUUAUUUUAAGAUCCCAUCCGCACUUAACCUGCAAGGCUCCCUCACCUGUAUUAACCCUCUGCUGUGAAUAUUUUAAUCCAACUUCACUAUACAGGAACAGGGGCAGUUUUUUUCUCCCUUUUGUUGUAUACUAUUU
Gopherus flavomarginatus (Mexican gopher tortoise) is the source of this 10184-nucleotide messenger RNA. RefSeq names its product contactin 2 (gene CNTN2). Bases 181 to 3297 code for a protein of 1038 amino acids. The record is from RefSeq and is a predicted model, not a curated record. The transcript is spliced from 23 exons. Gene Ontology annotation, molecular function: cell-cell adhesion mediator activity. Lineage: Eukaryota; Metazoa; Chordata; Testudines; Testudinidae. Gene Ontology annotation, biological process: brain development; cell-cell adhesion.